This is a messenger RNA of Mus musculus (house mouse), 443 nucleotides long. Its product is annotated as predicted gene, 19774. The transcript has a single exon. The record is from RefSeq and is marked validated. NCBI's taxonomy places the organism in Eukaryota, Metazoa, Chordata, Mammalia, Rodentia, Muridae. The coding region runs from base 78 to 191 and encodes 37 amino acids.
ACUACGAAGUUCCGGCUCAGGGCGCCUACAUCGAGUUUGUGCGGCUGUAGUGUCGGAGUCAGCUGGAGCUGGUCAGGAUGAUCACGGACGUGCAGCUCGCCAUCUUCGCCCACAUGCUGGGCAUGUCGCUUUUCUUGCUUGUGGUCCUCUAUCACUACGUGGCAGUAAACAACCCCAAGAAGCAGGAAUGAAAGUGGCACUUUCUCCGCCCCAGGGUUCCAGGACAUAGUCUGAGGCAAGAUGGAGGGUGUGAGGGCCUUCACACUUCACUUCAUCUCUCCUACCCAUCACAGCAUACAAAGCAACUACACCUGGAUUUUUCCAAACAACUUUUAUUUCCUCAAAGUCUUCCUUAACCCUAUGGAGCAAGAAGCUGCCGCUGAAUAAGGCCCAGUAUAGGGGCUGCUUUCUUUUCUACUCCCUCCCCCCAAUACAAAUAUAUA